This is a messenger RNA of Plodia interpunctella (Indianmeal moth), 3735 nucleotides long. It is a transcript of the gene Psi, whose product is annotated as P-element somatic inhibitor. Gene Ontology annotation, molecular function: mRNA binding. The record is from RefSeq and is a predicted model, not a curated record. NCBI's taxonomy places the organism in Eukaryota, Metazoa, Arthropoda, Insecta, Lepidoptera, Pyralidae. Gene Ontology annotation, cellular component: cytoplasm; nucleus. Gene Ontology annotation, biological process: regulation of alternative mRNA splicing, via spliceosome; regulation of DNA-templated transcription; mRNA processing. The coding region runs from base 142 to 2283 and encodes 713 amino acids. The transcript is spliced from 17 exons.
UGUUUGUCUAUUGUCCGCGUCUUCCUCGCUCUUUUGCGAGACAAACCAACCAAACCAACCCAGCAAAAUAAUUUUUGGAUCUCUUGAUCCUUUUUUGAUGGCUCGCGUAUUUCACAAUUGAAUGUGUUUAUUAGUUCAAACAUGAGUGAUUAUCCUUCUAUGGCUACGCUUCAAAAUAAUAGCCAGACGCAGGGAUAUGCGAAUGCUCUACAACGUGCGAGAUUGGUUGCAGCGAAAUUAGGUAGCAAAAGACCAUUGGAAGAAGACGGAUCUUCAGAACCCAUUCCGAAAAAAGCGGCUUCCCUAGAUAAUUCAUACCAACCACAACAACAACAAGCAAUGAGUGGAGCGGUAGCUGCGAGUGCGGCCGCGGCAGCAGCGGCGGCCGCGGCGGCGGCGCGCAUCGCCAAUAACAGCGCUCCGCCCCCAGCACCUCCACCAGGCCCACCCGGCAUGCAGGAACAGACGCUCAACGACUUCAUCAGGGUACCCGACAAGAUGGUUGGACUUAUAAUUGGACGCGGUGGAGAACAAAUUACCCGACUUCAAGCAGAGUCUGGCUGUAAAAUACAAAUGGCACCGGAUUCAGGUGGCCAGCCUGAUAGAGUGUGCACACUCACAGGGUCAAGGGAGGCGAUACAGAGGGCCAAGGAGCUUGUGAACCAGAUAGUGAACCACCGCGGACGCGAGAACGCGUCGGGCCAGUUCGAGCAGCAGCCGGGCGGCGGCGGCAUGGCCCCCAUGCCGCGCGGCGGCGGGCUAGCCACCACCGAAGAAAUAAUGUUACCGGGCCCCAAAGUGGGUCUCAUCAUCGGUAAGAACGGCAAGACAAUCAAGCAGUUGCAAGAGCAAUCUGGAGCCAAAAUGGUCGUCAUACAGGACGGACCUAACACAGAAUACGAGAAACCCCUCCGCAUAUCGGGCGACCCAGCCAAAGUGGAGCACGCGAAGCAGCUAGUGUUCGAGCUGCUGCAAGACAAGGACAUGCAGAGCGGCGGCGGCGGACGUCAAUACGAUGACGUCUACUCACCCCAGGAGCAGGGCAACGGACACUCCAACUCUACAGAGGUAGAGGGGAUGCAAGUAUUAGUGCCAAAGAUAGCGGUAGGUGUAGUGAUUGGUCGCGGUGGAGACAUGAUCAAGAAGAUCCAAGCGGAGACGGGCUGCAGGGUACAGUUCCAUCAAGAAAGGGACGAUGGACCGGGAGAUAAGAGGUGUUUUUUACAAGGAAAGCCACAUCAAGUUGAGCAAGCGAGACAGAUGAUUGAAGACCUUAUUUCUAGUGUAAAUCAGAGGAGAGACCAAGAGGUGCGGGCGGGGGGCGGGGGGCGCAGCCGCGGGGGCGCGGCGCAGAGGAACGGCGACCGCGGCGACUACCAGCAGUGGCAGGACAACCCCGAGAUCAGGGUCACCUUCACUGUCUCCAAUCUUAAAUGCGGACUCAUUAUUGGCAGAGGUGGAGAAGUAAUCAAACAGAUAAAUGCUCAAACUGGUGCGCAUUGCGAAGUGGACAGGAGAGCGACGGGAUCCGAUAGAAACAACCGCACCUUCUACAUCAGAGGUCAUCCCGAGGCCGUCGAGAACUGCAAGCGGCUCAUCAUGGAGAAAGUUAAUAUGCCCAUUAACUUCAUAUCGGAGGGGGGACCGGGCAACAUGAGCGGCGGCGGCGGGGGCGGCGCGGGCGGCGGGGAGUACUACGGUGGCGGGGGGUCGCAGCCACCUGCCUGGGGAUACAACCCACACUGGCACCAACCUAACCAACAGCCACAGCAACAAAUGCAGAUCAAUCCGUCUACGGGCCAGCCGGACUACUCCCAGCAAUGGAUAGACUACUACCGCUCCAUGGGCUGCAUACAGGAGGCUGAGGCCAUCGAACAGCAAGCCAAGCAGCAGAGGCAACAGCAACAACAACAGCAGCAAGUCAGCAAACAGGCAGAUAGCCCUAUCGGCGGUGGCAACGCAACGCCGGCGCCGGCGGCCCCGGCGGGGGGCGCGGCGGCGGGCGGCGGGGGCGGCGGCGCGGACUACAGCGCACAGUGGGCGGAGUACUACCGCAACAUCGGCAAGAUAAAGGAGGCUGAGGCGAUCGAGGCGCAAAUUAAACUCAAGCAACAGCAAGCCGGGUCCGGCGGCGGCACGCCGGGCCCGUCGCCGCCCACGCCGGCGCCGGCGCCGGGCGGCAUGGCCGGGUACCCGCAGUACCCGGUGUACCCGGGCGCCGUGUACCCCGGCUACCAGCCCUACCCGUACCCCGGCGCCGCCGCGCCCGACCAGCAGCAGUGAACGAGAGCGGAACGCCCGUCACUACCCGAGGAAGACGACAUUUAGUUUUAAACAAUUAUUAUAAGCAAAAUGACUUGUUCAAAAUAAUCACCCAUUAAAAUCAGUAUUUGAAUGGACCUGAAACAUAUUUUGUUACUAAUCUACAUUGUGACCCUGAAUUACGUCAUCAGAAUAAAUAUUUGGAAUCUACUCAUUAAACUGUUAAUGCAUUUGUCGGUACUUUCCCAAAAAUGCUGAUGCGAUGUCUAGUCAAACUCAAAGAGGAAACAUAUUCCAUAGAUAUAAAAAGAUCACAGAGUUGAAUAUGAAGUGGUAAUUAAUCUUCGUACCAUUUAUUAUUUUGACGAAUGACAUGGCGUAUUGUAAAACAAGUAUUUUAGUUAUAAAAUCAAAUACGUUGGCGUCGUUGCGUUGCGGGCCGAUUGAAGAAACGAGCAAGAUACGAGAGAAAACGAACUGGAGAUUAGUGACUUUAAUUUAUAAAAUUUAUUAGUGCACUUUUAGGUCUGUAUUUUCCAUCGUAAUAUUUAGCGUAAGCCGAACUUCUCUAAUGUAGUCGACGUUGCUGAACGUACUGACGCCAAUGAUAGGUUUCAGGUCCAUUUCUUAAGGCUUCGUUCGCAUCAAAAGCGGUUUGCAAGUUGGGACGAGCACGGUUAAAUUGUAGAAAAUUAAUGUAGCAUUGUGAAAUAAAAUCGGGAGUCAUCGCUCGUGUCUUCUUGUCGACCGCGCGAUGUAGGGAAGCGGUUAGUUGAGUCAUACUCACGGCACAUCUAAAUGAUUUUCUUUAUGUGGUUAUAAUAAUAUCGAUUGUCAUAUACUAUAGUGAGAUUAUUAUCGCCUAACAACCGAUUCCGUUACACAAAUGACGGCUGUGUGGUCAAUUCUUGUUUAUUUCGAUUGUGUAUGUUCAUGCGUGUACUUACUGAAUGUGUAUUGAAAAUUUGUCCAGGUGAUAACUAUAAAAUGCCACACUGCUUGUAAAGAUGUAAGAAACGGGUUGCCACGGAGCAUAGAGAAUGGAACAAUUGUGAAAGACUUCGUCGCCCUGAGGAGUCGAGGUAAAUGCACUGUUAGUGACUGGUACACUGUGACAUGUUGACCAUUUUGUGUAUACGGCGAGGCGGGACGAUGUUAGUUUUACAUGUACCUUCUAAACCUUAUUGUGUCUAUGUGAUGUAAAGCUAAAAUCUCACGUCCACUCCAGUCUAAUUAGGAUAUACUUCAGAAAUUCUCACAGAUAGGUUGUAAAAUUCAAUUACAUAAUUUAGCAUAUGUAUGUUUUCGACUAAAUUUAGCUUUGAUAAUCGAGUUAGGCAUUAGGCAUAGUGUACGACGCGACGGCAAUGUGAACCUAUUUACAUUCCUCGAAAUUGUUGGAACUCGACGUUGAGGCGACGGAUUGCAACCAUCCUGUAUUAUGUAUAAGAUAUAAAGUGUAUGUUAUUCACA